CUAUAGACUCGUGACGGCGCAAGCCUCGAGACUCGAGCCUCAUCCUCGUCGCUCGCCCAUAUGUCUAUUCGACAAUACGGUGGCUGCGCAUUUUUAUACGGCCGAGACCGGGCCUAGAGUCUCUUCCGCAUCAUCUUCGGGACGCGGCGUGGCAGUGAAGCCGCGAUGUCAGCGCGUGCGGUGGGACGCGGUCGGGCAAGUUUUCGUGGCUGCGUUGCAGCGCGUACGUAUGCCUUAACGGAUUCGCUCGAGCACAUAACCUCAACGCAACGCCCGAGGCUUUCUGCUCUUUUGGCGGCAAAAGAUCUUUAGCCGCGCUCGCGUGAGGGACGACGGUGUCGUCGAGGCGAAAGUGUAAUCCUAAUUUUUUAAUGAUUGAACAUCAUGUUUGUGAAAAAUCUACAAAAUGACUUCUACAAUGUGAUACAUGGAAAACAAUGCCUUAUACUUGUCAAUUUUGAUGUAGAUGCUAUCUGUGCGUCCAAGAUACUGCAAACCUUAUUUAAAAAUGACAACGUUGUGUACACGCUCGUGCCUAUUCAGGGAGUUAAAGAUAUCGUUCGUAAAUAUUGUUUUAACACCUUUCAGAUAGAAUAUGUUAUAUUAAUCAACUGUGGAGGUACGAUAGAUGUUAUAGAAUUACUGCAGCCGGAGGAGAACGUUACUUUUUUUAUCCUUGAUAGUCACAGACCUUAUGACUUAGCCAAUAUUUACAACGAGAAGCAAGUGCAGAUACUUGGGGAUCCAGCGCUGGAAGAGGAUAUACCCGAAUAUAACGAUGUUUACAAAGAUGACUCUUCGGAUGAGGAUGAGGAAAAUAUUUCUGACGAAGAACAUGAAUCGAAUCAAGCAAAAAGGAGACGGUUAACGGAAGCUAAAAUUUUAAAGAGAAAAGAAAUACGCCAAUGGGAGGAAAAAAGAAACAAUAUUCUUUUUAAUUAUACUCAGUAUAGCUAUUAUGGAAAAUCGAGUGCCGUGGUGGUUUAUGAAAUGACAUGGCAAAUGUCAAGAGACAAUUUGGACAUGGUAUGGUGGGCUAUUAUUGGUUCUACCGAACAAGCCAUUUUAAGUAAAGCGGAAUCGAGCACUUGUGUCCUGGAAUCUGGUAAUUUACAAGGACAUGUAUCAAGACUGAGUCGCACAAGAGGUGGAAAUGUUGAUGUGCAGCAAUUAAGUGCGAUAAAAAUUACAUAUGAUAAAGACCUACAAUUAGCUUUAUACCGUCAUUGGUCAGUGGCCGAUAGUAUAAGGCAUUCAAUUCCAACAGCUGUUUCUUUACGUCUCUGGUCACUUAAAGGAGAGCAACGAUUAAGGGAACUAUUAGCUGAAAUGGGACUUCCUCUUGCUCAAUCCAAGCAACAAUUUACUGCAAUGGAUCUUAAUCUUAGACAAGAAUUCAAAGAAAUGGUAGAAAAGCUUGCUGACAAGUACAAUGUUAGCAGUAUAGUCGGUGCUAGUUUCACAUUACAAUAUGGAUAUCGAUUCAAAUACUGCGCUUCCGAUAUUGUUUAUGCAAUGUUGGCUGUAUUAGAAUCGACCUCUAAAGACAGGUUACCACAACUUUGUUUCCUAGAGGCUUCGGAUUGCCUUUUACGUACAAAAAAAGAAGUGCUUGAUAAAGGUAUUGAAAGAGCUAAAAACAUGCUCGUACAUAUUUAUAAAACAGCUAAAAAUGUAUUGGAGUUGAAGCAAGUAACAAAUGCUGGUACAUUUCUUUACAUCACUCUGUCGGAAGGAAUUUUACAUUCCCAUUUGUUUUCUCAUCCACAUGCACUUCUCAUGUUAGCGCAAUUUACUUUAAAAGCCUACGUUGAAUCCUCGAGAAAUAAGCGUGCGGCUGGCUGGCCUCUCGUCGCCUCGGCGAUAUUUAAUGAACAAGAGGGAACAUGUCUUAUCGUAGGUAUUCCGCCAGUAUGUGAAGAGCAGCCAAAAAGUUUAUUUGGUAGAGCAUUCGAACAAGCGGCUAAAAAUACCAAUUCCAUCUUAGAACCUGACUAUUUUGAUGCUACAAUUGCAAGACUGAAAAUUGAAGAUAGGCCUAAGUUUUUUGACGCUUUGGCAGCAUUAUUGGUAUGAUAAAGAAUUGUAAAAGUGAGCUAUUUAAGGAAAAGAAAUUUUAUUUCUAAACAAUACCGAGUGGAAGAAUACAAUACACCGUGUAGCAUAUUUUAUUACUAUGAAGACGAAAAGCGGAUAUAUUUAUAAGUUUGAUUAUUAUUAUUUA
This is a messenger RNA of Ceratosolen solmsi marchali, 2224 nucleotides long. It is a transcript of the gene Cdc45, whose product is annotated as cell division cycle protein 45. Gene Ontology annotation, molecular function: single-stranded DNA binding; chromatin binding; DNA replication origin binding. Gene Ontology annotation, cellular component: DNA replication preinitiation complex. The record is from RefSeq and is a predicted model, not a curated record. Bases 385 to 2076 code for a protein of 563 amino acids. Gene Ontology annotation, biological process: mitotic DNA replication preinitiation complex assembly; DNA replication initiation; double-strand break repair via break-induced replication. NCBI's taxonomy places the organism in Eukaryota, Metazoa, Arthropoda, Insecta, Hymenoptera, Agaonidae. The transcript has 9 exons.